This is a messenger RNA of Brenthis ino (lesser marbled fritillary), 2187 nucleotides long. The record is from the annotation of a GenBank genome assembly. NCBI's taxonomy places the organism in Eukaryota, Metazoa, Arthropoda, Insecta, Lepidoptera, Nymphalidae.
AUGAGAGGGACUAAAGCCAUUUUCCUCGUUUUAUUGUUCGGCCACCUCUCUGCUCUACCAGAUACAAUUCGAAUAGGGGGUCUUUUUCAUCCUGAAGAUGAUAAACAAGAAGUUGCAUUCCGCUACGCCGUAGAAAGGGUGAACGCAGACCGCGCUGUGUUGCCGCGAGCCAAAUUACUCGCCCAAGUAGAAACAAUAUCGCCACAAGACAGUUUUCACGCAUCUAAACGAGUAUGUCAUCUUCUAAGAAGCGGUGUCGCAGCUAUUUUUGGACCCCAAUCGGCCCCCGCGGCAGCACACGUACAAUCUAUUUGUGACACAAUGGAACUGCCCCACUUGGAGACGAGAUGGGACUAUCGUACUAGACGCGAGUCCUGUCUUGUUAACCUCUACCCACAUCCCGCUGCACUUAGCCGAGCUUACGUGGAUUUGGUGCGGGCUUGGGGUUGGAAGUCGUUUACGAUAGUUUAUGAAAACAGCGAUGGUUUAGUACGCUUACAGGAGUUAUUGAAAGCUCAUGGGCCUUCCGAGCUUCCCGUAGCAGUUCGACAGCUGCCAGAUUCACACGAUUACAGGCCUCUCUUGAAACAGAUAAAAAAUUCAGCGGAAUCACAUAUAGUACUUGACUGUACCACUGAAAGGAUACGAGAUGUUCUACAACAAGCACAGCAGAUUGGCAUGAUGUCAGAUUACCACAGCUACCUCAUCACUUCGUUGGACCUUCACAGCGUAGAUUUGGAAGAAUUUAAAUAUGGCGGGACGAAUAUAACAGCGCUGAGGCUACUCGACCCAGAGCGAGCCGAAGUUCAGCGGGUAGUUCGGGAUUGGGUUUACGAUGAAGCGAGAAAGGGUCGGAAGCUCCAACUGGGGCAUACUUCGUCCAAGGAAAAUAUGACUUUUAUCAAGACAGAAACCGCAUUGAUGUACGAUGCGGUACAUUUAUUUGCUAAAGCGUUACACGACCUUGACACUUCGCAACAAAUCGAUGUUAGACCGCUGUCUUGUGAAGCGGAAGAUACAUGGCCACAUGGAUACAGUCUAAUUAACUACAUGAAAAUUGUUGAAAUGAAAGGCUUAACAGGAGUUAUAAAGUUCGACCACCAAGGGUUUAGAAGCGACUUUACACUCGAUAUCAUCGAACUAACCAGAGAAGGCCUUCAGAAAGCAGGGUCUUGGAAUUCUUCGGAAGGUGUUAAUUACACAAGAUCUUACGGCGAUAAUCAAAAACAAAUAGUUGAGAUUCUUCAGAAUAAAACCCUUAUCGUAACUACAAUUUUGAGUGCGCCAUAUUGCAUGCGACGAGAAGCAAGUGAGAAACUAACAGGAAACGCUCAGUUUGAAGGAUACGCCAUUGAUCUCAUUUACGAGAUAUCUAAAGUUCUCGGCUUCAAUUACACGUUCAAACUCGCUCCUGACGGUCGAUACGGAUCUUUUAACAGGGAGACGAAGGAAUGGGAUGGAAUGAUUCGGGAGCUUCUGGAACAAAGAGCAGAUGUUGCGAUCGCCGACCUCACUAUCACUUAUGAUAGGGAACAAGUGGUCGACUUCACAAUGCCUUUCAUGAACUUAGGCAUUUCAGUACUUUACCGAAAACCUAUUAAGCAACCACCGAACUUAUUCUCGUUCUUAUCACCCCUGUCACUUGAUGUUUGGAUUUACAUGGCAACGGCGUACUUAGGAGUUUCCGUGCUUCUGUUUAUACUUGCUAGGUUCACUCCAUAUGAAUGGCAUCAAACUCAUACCCCGGACGGUGAAAAAAUGGAAAAUAUCUUCUCUCUAUCAAACUGUUUGUGGUUUGCAAUCGGAUCUCUAAUGCAACAAAGCUGUGACUUUUUGCCCAAGUUCAGCCCGUACGAGUGGGACAGCCGCAACUGUCUCGACGAGCCGCCAGUGCUGGAGAAUCAGUUCACGCUGUUGAACUCGCUGUGGUUCACUAUCGGGUCCUUGAUGCAGCAAGGUUCGGAUAUCGCACCGAAAGCGGUGUCAACACGGAUGGUGGCAGGAAUGUGGUGGUUUUUCACAUUGAUCAUGAUAUCUUCCUAUACUGCUAACUUAGCCGCCUUUUUGACUGUCGAACGAAUGGACUCGCCUAUUGAAAGUGCUGAAGAUUUAGCAAAGCAGACCAAAAUCAAAUACGGAGCACUGAAAGGAGGAUCUACGGCUGCAUUUUUCAGGGUAAAAUUAUCA